AAAUAUGCAAACCACACCCAGAGCCACAGCCAUGAAAGAAAAAGUUGAAUAUAAUUUCCAACUUGUGAAUCGUGGGGGCCUAGUUUUCAGCAAUCAUGUCCUUACAAAAUCCACAAAGUAACAUGCAAAGAAAAGGGUCGGAUUUGAAUACUAAGCUAGCUUCCCUUGAAAAGCCAAGCCAACUUGAAGUUGAAGCACUGAAAGUCAGAUAAUCUAGAAACUAGAAUCCAACGGUUGAGACUGGAGAUUGGAUGACAACCUUGCGCAGGCUUAUCUUCUCUUACUUGAUUCUGUACAGUGCAGAGAAGGCGCGACAUAUCGAGAGAAAGAAACUAUGCACAGUUCAUAUAAAACGUGGUGGGGAUUGAAAGCCGGACCAGCCCGCCAUUAAUGGAAUUGCCGCUCACCUUCCUUCGUAACUUUAAAAAAUAUUAAUAAUUUCUCUCUCUAUUUGGGUUGUGAUUUGCGGGUUAGCUUUUUUUGCCAGUUACAUUCAAAAUCCGAGCUCGAGUUGUAGCUUCUAAUUAAUCUUGAACCAGGUCAUCUCUCUCUCUCUCUCUACCCAAAGCUGAAAGCUUUCUUCGUGCUUUUCUACAACCAGACACUCAAACAAAAACUCUUAUUCUAUCAGUCUCUUCACUAUCUACUUGAUUCAAGGAAGACAAACUAAAAAAAGGAGUGAGCUCAUUUCAAGCUUCAAUUUUCUGAUCUCUUUGAAGAAAUUUAAAGGCCAGGCUGCUUGUUGGUUUUUAUUGAUUUUGAUAUCAUGGGGAUUUGCCUGAGUGCUCAAAUUAAAGCUGAGAGCCAAUGCAACACAGGGCUGAGUUCAAAGUAUGUUAGCACAGAUGUGAAUGAUGAGAGCAGUAUGAGUAGUAAGGUCUCGUCAUAUUCGGUUCCUCUGACUCCUCGAAGUGAAGGUGAGAUUUUGCAUUCCCCUAAUCUAAAGAGUUUCAGUUUUGGGGAUCUCAAGAUGGCCACCAGGAACUUUCGACCAGACAGUGUGUUAGGAGAAGGUGGUUUUGGUUCUGUUUUUAAAGGGUGGAUUGAUGAGCAUUCAUUUGCCGCUACCAAACCUGGAACUGGUAUGGUUACUGCUGUGAAAAGGCUUAAGCAAGAAAGUUUCCAAGGUCACAAGGAGUGGCUGGCGGAAGUGAACUAUCUGGGACAGCUUUAUCACCCUCAUCUUGUGAAAUUGAUUGGAUAUUGCUUGGAGGAUGAGCACCGACUUUUGGUGUAUGAGUUCAUGCCUCGAGGCAGCUUGGAAAAUCAUUUGUUUAGGAGGGGUUCUUAUUUCCAGCCACUUUCUUGGGAUCUUCGGUUGAAGGUAGCUCUAGGUGCUGCUAAGGGGCUUGCCUUUCUUCAUAGUGCUGAAACAAAAGUUAUCUAUCGGGAUUUCAAGACUUCUAACAUCCUGCUUGAUUCUAACUACAAUGCAAAGCUUUCUGAUUUUGGGUUGGCCAAAGAUGGGCCAACGGGUGAUAAGAGCCAUGUCUCUACCAGAGUUAUGGGAACAUAUGGAUAUGCAGCUCCAGAAUACCUAGCAACUGGCCAUCUAACUGUGAAGAGUGAUGUCUACAGUUUUGGAGUUGUUCUGCUAGAGAUCAUAUCUGGCCGCAGAGCAGUUGACAAGAAUCGACCAUCUGGACAACACAAUCUAGUGGAAUGGGCUAAACCUUACCUAGCCAAUAAACGUAAAAUCUUCCGGGUCAUUGAUAAUCGACUUGAAGGCCAGUAUACAAUGGAGGGAGCCUAUAAGGCAGCUACCCUUACAUUAAGAUGCAUAUCUACAGAAGCCAAGUUUAGGCCUAAUAUGGAUGAUGUUGUUACGAUAUUGGAGCAGCUCCAAGAUUCGAAGGAAACUGGAAAUACUAACAGCAAUUCAAGCAAUAGACCAAAGGUUCGUAAACUAAGUGCAGAUGAUGCUAAUAAAAGAAGUGUAACUGCAUAUCCGCGGCCCUCAGCGUCAUCUCUUUACACUUAAACUUGGAAGCAAAGGUGGUGUUGGAAGUACUUUGACUUUCUCCAGGUUGUCAACAACAAGCUGAAGAACUGGGGCGGUCUCUUUGUCUGUCCUGUGACUGUACAUUCUUGUUUUGGCAAAUGUGUUAAAAAAUCAAUCAUCUGUUGACAUGAUUUCAGGGUUGGCCUGUAACAGCUCGGAAGGAAAGGAAUGUAAGUGCUCUGUAUGACUUAUGGUUAGAAAGUUGUAGCUUUUUCAAACUGUUAAUUUAUUACCUUAUCAACUGUUAAAACACAUCACUUUUGUUGUAAUGAAGCUCUCUUGUUUCUCAAAUAAA
This is a messenger RNA of Mangifera indica (mango), 2297 nucleotides long. RefSeq names its product probable serine/threonine-protein kinase PBL9. The record is from RefSeq and is a predicted model, not a curated record. Gene Ontology annotation, biological process: protein phosphorylation. Gene Ontology annotation, molecular function: protein kinase activity; ATP binding. The transcript has 8 exons. The coding region runs from base 767 to 1981 and encodes 404 amino acids. NCBI's taxonomy places the organism in Eukaryota, Viridiplantae, Streptophyta, Magnoliopsida, Sapindales, Anacardiaceae.